Periophthalmus magnuspinnatus is the source of this 785-nucleotide messenger RNA. It is a transcript of the gene edn2, whose product is annotated as endothelin 2. The transcript has 5 exons. Bases 96 to 587 code for a protein of 163 amino acids. NCBI's taxonomy places the organism in Eukaryota, Metazoa, Chordata, Actinopteri, Gobiiformes, Gobiidae. Gene Ontology annotation, biological process: regulation of systemic arterial blood pressure by endothelin; vein smooth muscle contraction; regulation of vasoconstriction. The record is from RefSeq and is a predicted model, not a curated record. Gene Ontology annotation, cellular component: extracellular region. Gene Ontology annotation, molecular function: endothelin B receptor binding; hormone activity.
UCACUGGACUCACAAGGACUCACUACAAUUUGGAAAGUCUUUUUGCGAUACAUUUUUUGCACAAUCCUUCUUACUUUUAGGCGAAUUUGAAGAAGAUGGCUCGUUUUAUCUGUCAGACAAUGGCUGUGAUCAUCAUUGUGGCUCUGCAUGAGGGUUAUGGGGUGCCCUUCUCCAGCCCAAGUACCCCCUCCUCUCUGAGUCAAAUGCAGCCCCAUGUGCGGGUCAAGCGCUGCUCCUGUAACAGCUGGGAGGAUGAGGAGUGCGUAUACUUCUGCCACCUGGACAUUAUCUGGGUCAACUCUCCAAGUAAGCUCCUGCCGUACGGUCUGGGCAGUCCCGUAUCUCGCCGCCGCCGCCGCUCUCCUCAACGCUGCCAGUGCGCUGACCCCAGUGACCCCACCUGCUCCGCUUUUUGCCAUAGCAGAUCAAAAACAGACACAACCAAGACGUGGCAAGAGUCUUCAAGGUUAUCAAGCAACAAGCUACUACAGUCGCUCAGAUCAGUGGUCAAGUCCAAUUCAAACAAGCUAACACCUAAACAGCACCAAACCGAGAUCCAGCAGCUACAAAGUUCAACGAUACGAUAGAGGAGAAGAGACUGUUUUGGGACACGAUUCAUGGAGUAAAAUCGUCAUAUUUGGACCACAGGGCGUUCGAACCUAAGUGGAACCAAAAUGAAGGACGCCAAUGAAGGCACAAAGCUCCGGGAGAGAACGUCCAAGGAGCAGGCAAAGAACAACGGUGACGACAGCAGCCAUUUUGAGAACAUGGAGCUAUUUUGACGU